UCCCCUGCAAUAAUGAAAACAUUUAUGGGAGAAGGUUGAUUUGUUUCUAUAAUUUUUCUUUAAGUUUAUUUGCAAACAUGUCUCUUGUAUCAUAUGGUGCAAGUGAUGACAGCGGUGAUAGUGAUGAUGAAAUUCAAGAUAAGGCGGUAGAAUCAAAAGUAAUGUCCGUCAUGUCGGGACAAAUCAGUGAUGAUGAAGACGAUUAUGCAAAUGCAACACCAACGUUGUCGACAGAAAAUUGCACAGGCGUUUCUAAUAAUGCAUCCAGUUCAGGAAAAGACAAACAGUUAGACGAUUUAAAUGAGAAUUUCUUGCACAAUAAUUUACCACAACCUAAAUCUUCAACAGCAACUGAUGCUAGUGUGGUUUUAGAUGAUACAUUGGAAGAUGAAGUUAAACCUAAAGCAUCUCAAAUGGCUGAUGCCCCAAAACCACCACCAAAGAGAGCAAAACAACCAGUUAGGAUUACAAUACCAAAACUAACACCAGAUGAAGAUGAUGAGCCCAAACAGAAAAAACAGAAAUUCACACCAUCUAACCAGUCAAGUGGACUGACAUCUAUUCUACCUCCACCAGUACAUGCAGCUAAAAAAGAAAAUAACAGAAUCUUACUGCCAUAUUCACUGGCUAAGAAAACACAACCCAAACCAGCUACAAAUGUCACUAAAACUACAAACUCUAAAAAUGCAGAGGAAAUAAUUACUAAACGUAAAAUGAGUGCUUUUCAAGCAAUGACAGGUUAUGAAAGUGACAGUGAUGAUGAGGAUUCUGGUUCAGGAAAUUUCUUUUCUCUGGAUAAAGACAAUUCUUCGGAACAUCAUAAACUUUCCACAAAUUUACCACCAUGUUUGCCGUCGGCUUCUGAAAUGUUACCAGAUAUCAAAGAUUCUGGUCAAGAGGCAGGGUCACAGUCAUUUGCCCCAUUACCUAAAGUUAUUGUCAAUCCAGAUGCACCAUUAGACUUUAAAUCUGGUACAAAGAGCAGCUCUUUUUAUAGUACCUUACCUAAAAUAUCACCAACUACAAGUAGUUAUACAGAAACACAGUCUAGUAGUACAACAACAGAUGAAUCACAGCAAUAUUCAGAUUAUAAUAUACCAUAUCAACAGUAUGCAGAGUAUAGUGGAGGCUAUGAUCAAGAAGCUGAAAAUCAAAGCCAGAUUCAAAAUUAUCUACAAGACGAACAGUUUUUGAGACUUCAAGGAAAGAAAGAGAGAGGGAAAGAAGAGAUUAAUAUUAUUGAUGCCAAUAUGGAUGAUAUGAUUAAUAAUGAUAUUGAAAUUACACGAAGUCUAACUGAAGAAUCAGAGUAUAAAGCACAUAGAAAGAAAGAUAAUAUGCCUUCAAGUAAACAGAAGAGAAAGCAUCAAAUUACUUAUUUGGCUUUUCAGGCUAAAGAGAGAGAAUUAGAACUGAAAAAUUCAUGGGCACAAGGACGAGCUUCCAAGCGACAAACACAAUCUAAGUAUGGCUUUUGAAAAGUUUAAUAUUUAGAUUGAUUUACUACUUGAGCAGAUGAAUAGCUAUUGAUGGUUGUCAUGGAGAUAGGGAAACCAAGACAGUGAUACUGAUAGUCUGAUAACUAGAAAUAAAUCAUUAAUGUAAUCUGGAUUCGAUAUUCUUACAGACAGGUGCACGGUGGGAGCUAAAUAGCUUUUAAAGAGUCUCAACCGAGUGCCAUAAAUAUAUGUGGUGGUACAGAAGGGGAUGACACCACCCGCUAUCGAGACCAUUUUAUAAAAUGGUAAAAUCUAUGCCCCAUUUUCUAGAAGAUUAUAUUAUUUUAUUACCUGAAAAUAGUUCAAAAGGUAAUUUGCUUUGUUUCGCAUAACAGCCCCACCUUGUUUCACUAACAGCCCCACCUUGACUUUUGAAAAUGCCUCAAAUUUUGACCACUAUAUUACCCUUUCUAAGUUUUCAGUAAGUAUCUGUGCCAAAAAUAACAGAGAGUGCAAAAAUCAAGUGGCGCAUGAAUAUCUGUACUCGCAAACUCACUGUCACAACACACCUACUUACACAGGUGUAAAUAUAUUUGUGUUAUUCAGUAAUUUAUUGUAAAUACUGAUAUAAUUAAUUGUCUGUUAUUACAUAUAAAUAUACAGGUCUAGUUGAUUAUAAAAUUGAAUUUGUCUUAUCUCACUCUCAUAUUAUUGUAUGCUUGAGAAAUCUAUUGAUUUUUAUACAUGUACAUAUUGAUGUAUAUAAUAAUUAAUAAACUGCUGUAGGUUUGUUUAAUAUCUGGUUAUUUAAUAUUCAGAUUAAUAUUCAUAAAAUACAGUACAACCAUAGUCUACAUACACAACAUUCACAAAAUGUUCGACUUUUCUUGUUGUAAAUCAUAAUUUACAAAAACAUAACUAUAAAGGUAAUACCAGUUGAAACAUGUGGCAGUGUUUAUAUAAUUUGGGUUUUUGCUUCUAUCCCUUUCAGAGGAUUGAACAAUCAUGCACUUCACAUUGGCAGUGUAGAAUAUGAUCAUACUGUAGAUCUAAUGUUGAUGAUAAUAUCUAAGAUAUGAAAUGUUGAUAAUAUCUGGGAUAGGAUGCUGUCACAAACAUUUCUGAUAGCUGAAAUCAACUGUGAUUAGUAUAUGUAUUCAGAACAAAGGCACCAUCUGUUUUCAACUAUGUUUACCUUAACUGAGCCAGUCAUAUAAUGAAGCUCUGUAUGUAGAUACACCUGUCAGUGUUGUCUGCGAUAUCACCCUAGGUGGAAGGGGACUCUUAAGCUCCACUGACUGACGGUCUGUUGGUUUUUAUAGAAGUAUGUAUAGAAGAUAAACCAUUCGGCCACCCAACUCCCCCUAUAUGGAAAAAAAAUGAAAUGGGGUUUAACGUCCUAGUGUUCUGCUCCGACUGGGCUAAUGAAGACGGCAUAUGCAAUACAGUGUGCCAUGAGGGAAUUUUGCCCGUGCAGCAACACUAUGGCCUGCUCGUAUAUCAAAUUCCAACUGUCAAGGGAUCUUUUACGUGCCUGCCAAUGUAUACACGGGACCUCAAAUUAUAAACCUAAUAAUAUUGUUAAUGAUUAUAGUAUAGGUUAUGUAUGAGUUAUUUUUAGCUGUUAUAAAAUAUUUAAUAUAAAAAAAAUUGUAUCAUUUGUUUAAUAAAGUUUAUUUCAGAUAUGUGCAGAGCAUGGAAUGUAAAAAAAAUAUAAUAAAAACUUUUUAAAAACCA
This is a messenger RNA of Patella vulgata (common limpet), 3176 nucleotides long. Its product is annotated as proline-rich protein PRCC. Lineage: Eukaryota; Metazoa; Mollusca; Gastropoda; Patellidae. Bases 78 to 1478 code for a protein of 466 amino acids. The transcript has 7 exons. The record is from RefSeq and is a predicted model, not a curated record. Gene Ontology annotation, cellular component: nucleus.